Messenger RNA from Agrilus planipennis (emerald ash borer), 1502 nucleotides. RefSeq lists its product as uncharacterized. Bases 197 to 1051 code for a protein of 284 amino acids. Lineage: Eukaryota; Metazoa; Arthropoda; Insecta; Coleoptera; Buprestidae. The record is from RefSeq and is a predicted model, not a curated record. The transcript is spliced from 6 exons.
CUGCUAUUAUCUAUGGAUUAUUGCUUAUCACUUAUCUUUGUUUGUGAUAUAUGUUUGUGAGUGGUUUUAAAAUGUUAAAACAGAAAUAAAGUUAAGAAUAAAGAACUGAUCCAUUUAAAAAUAGAGUACACAUAUUUUCAUAAAAUUAUAAUAUAAUUUAAUAUAUUACAUACAUUAAGAUUAUCUAGUUAAGAAAAUGGCAACCCCAAUGAACGCACGAGAAUCUGAACGUCAUUUAACGUGCCCUUAUAAUCCUUGUCAUCAAAUUUUAUCGGGGCGAAUGGCAACUCAUUUAGUGAAAUGUAAGAGGAACUACCCAGAUGCUAAGAUCGUAGAAUGUAAAUAUAACAACACCCAUAGGAUACCAGAGCCGGAACUUAAGUAUCAUCAUGAUCAUUGUAAAGAUAGAGUUACGUUAGAUAAGUAUAUGUAUGUCCCAGAAACCAAUAAUCAAGAUAAGUAUCCUGUUCCUAAAUAUGAUCUUUCUACUGAUGGGGAAUGUUGGGAUGAUGUAAACGUUCCUACGUACAAUCCUGAAGAACAUAUAAAAGACAAACCAAUUUUAAGAAACAUUAUGGUCCAGUCAGCUGCAGUUAAAAGAGAUUUUCGAAAUAAUGAAAGGCAAAGGCAUCAGAAACUCAGUAAUAUGAACAAGUGUAGUGAAGAAAAGUCAGCCGAAAAUUUUGAUACAGGACGAGCUCGCAGACCAGCAGCUUUACCAGUUGCAGCUAGAAAAGCUGCAAAAGAUGUAAGUGAAGAUGAUCCUGUAAUUGUAGCAAGUCUGAUGGAGAAAGUAAAACUUGGUGCAGAAUCUGGACCAAGACUUCCUAAUUAUUCUUUGAAUCAGAAAUCAAAAUUAACCACUGAAAAUUUAAAUGCAGUGGCAGGCAACAGUUCACAGGCACGUAAUGGUGAUUUCUGUGUUAAAACUGACGUGAGCUCAAGUUUCACGGAUUCAGGACAUGGACCUUGGACAGCUGCAGAUAUAGCUAAAAAGGCUGUUAAACCGCGUUCUGUCGGAAGAGGGAGAUCAAUUGCUAAGGAUAAGUGAUUUUACCUUUGUAUCUUAAAAUUUGACGCAGGUACAUUGUACAUGAAGUUAUUGUUUUUUUUUUUUAUUACGAAUAAUGUUAAUGUUAUGACUUUCAUUAGUUGAAUUUUUAAAAUGUCAGUGGAUUACGUUAUUAUUUGUUAAUUGCAUUUACCAAAGUAAUUAUCACCUAAAGUUUAUAUGUAUAUUUUAAAUAAUAAUAUGUAGUUCUUGCCUUAGUGUUUAAAUCACUAUAUAAUUAUUAGGAAUUGGUUUUUACUUUCAUAUUAACUUGUAACAUUUGCUUUUUAUUUUUCUUCAUCUCCGCAUAUGGAAUAAAUGUAGGCGAAAACUAAUAUGCAUGAUAAAUAAUAGCGUAAUACUUACGUAAUCAAAUAAAUUCUAUUUUGUAGACAGUAUUUUUAUAAGCGGUGUUUAAAAGUUAUAAAAGGAAUAAAAAUUUUAUUCGACC